UGAGUGGAAAUAACACUGACACUGUAGCAGCUGUCCAAUUUUUGCAUUAUCAUGACAAAACAAGUUCAGAUCAAUGCUUUAAACUCGUUGAUGCACACUGGAACUAUGCAACGAAUCUUACGGAGGAAAACAAAAAGAAACAGCUGGAACAGACCCUGGAAUAUUCUCUGUUCCACAAAGAGGCUUGGAGGAACGCCACUUCGUUUGCUUGGAAAUCCUUCAACGACACUCUUCUCCGGAGAUGGUUCAAGAGCCUGUCCGUUCUAGGCACAGCGGCGCUACCGGAAGAGAAACUCAACGAGUUCAACCGGCUGAAAGCCGAAAUGAAAAACACGUACAGCACGGCCAAAAUUUGCCCUUAUGUUCCCCCAGAAGGUGAAAAAGAAAGAAGCUUAGUAAAACAGAAAGACUGCAAUUUGACAUUAGAACCAGAUCUGUAUAGGAUCCUUACGAAGUCAAGAAACUACAAUGAACUGGUUCACGUUUGGAAGAGUUUCCGGGAGGCCGCUGGUAAACCUAUCCGAGAAAAGUAUCUCCGAUUUGUUGAUCUCAGCAACGAAGCAGCUAGAUUAAAUGGUUUCUCCGAUACGGGGGACAUGUGGCGAGAGGCUUACGAGAGCGAGACUUUCGAGAUGGACUUGGAGAACUUGUGGCAGCAGCUGCGGCCCCUUUACGAGCACCUUCACGCCUACGUCAGGCGAAGACUUAUCCGAGAGUACGGAAGCGACAAAAUAAGGGAAGAUGGGCCCAUCCCUGCGCAUCUCUUUGGUAACAUGUGGGCUCAGUCGUGGGUUUCUUUGUUGGACAUCACGCAGCCGUUCCCUGGAAAACCUUCUGUGGAUGUCACGCCCGUCAUGGAGGCGAAGAAUCUCACUGCCCUGGAAAUGUUUAAGAUGUCUGAAGAGUUUUUUACAUCUCUUGGACUGAAAGAAAUGCCUGAAGAGUUCUGGAAACGAUCUCUGAUAGAAAAACCAAAGGAUCGGGAGAUAAUUUGCCACGCUUCUGCCUGGGAUUUCUGCAAUGGAAAAGAUUAUAGAAUCAAGCAGUGCACCGAUAUCACGAUGGAAGAUUUGAUCACAGUUCAUCAUGAAAUGGGACACAUUCAAUAUUUCCUUCAGUAUGCACGCCAACCAAAUGUUUUCCGAGAGGGAGCUAAUCCAGGUUUUCAUGAGGCAAUUGGUGAUGUGCUCGCUCUUUCUGUGUCUACUCCAAAACAUCUACAGUCCAUUGGCUUGUUGGAUGAAGUAGCAGAUGAUCCAGAGGGAGACCUCAACUUCUUACUUCGUACUGCUUUGGACAAAGUAUCAUUCUUGCCAUCUGGAUAUUUGAUUGAUCUGUGGCGUUGGGGACUCUUCAGUGGGGACAUUAAGCCGGAAGAAAUGAACACUAAAUGGUGGGACCUCAGACUGAAGUACCAAGGUAUUUGCCCACCAGUAAAGAGAACAGACACUGAUUUUGAUCCAGGAGCAAAAUACCACGUUCCAGGCAAUGUUCCAUACAUAAGGUAUUUCGUGAGUUUUAUAGUCCAGUUUCAGUUCCAUAAAGUGUUGUGUGACGCUGCUGGUCACGAAGGUCCUCUCUACAAGUGUGAUAUCUACCGCUCCAUAGAAGCCGGACAAAUACUCAGUCAAGUGAUGGAAUUGGGCAGUUCUGAGCACUGGUCAGAAGCUAUGAAAAUCAUGACUGGCGGAGCUACGAACAAAAUGGAUGCAGGACCAGUUCUGGAAUAUUUCGCACCACUGCUUGACUACCUGCAAGAACAGAACAAAAAUGAGUUCAUUGGAUGGAAAUCAAACGAUUCCACGAUCUGUCCUUAGUUCGUAGACAUAGAAGUUAAAAUUAAAACAUUUAUUGGUGCAGUUUGCUGCUUAAUGGCCAUUGGUUGAGGUUGUUAAAAAAUUAUCAACUCGUAACUCGUAGUAUCAAACAUACAGGAUAAAAUUAGUGAUAUUUCCACUCUAGUAUUUGAAAGAGAAAAAUUUUGGGACGGUAAAUGCCAGCCUAGGAGUCUCACAACAAA
Messenger RNA from Uloborus diversus, 2020 nucleotides. RefSeq names its product angiotensin-converting enzyme-like. Gene Ontology annotation, molecular function: metallopeptidase activity; peptidyl-dipeptidase activity. NCBI's taxonomy places the organism in Eukaryota, Metazoa, Arthropoda, Arachnida, Araneae, Uloboridae. Gene Ontology annotation, biological process: proteolysis. Bases 324 to 1817 code for a protein of 497 amino acids. The transcript is spliced from 13 exons. Gene Ontology annotation, cellular component: plasma membrane. The record is from RefSeq and is a predicted model, not a curated record.